GGCGGGGCGGGGCGGGGCAGUGCAGGCCGGGGUCUGGGCGGGAUUCCGAGUGCUGCGCGGCUGACUCGUAUGUGCUUGCCCAGGGGAGCCCCAGCAGCUCCGGGUCCGCUUCCUCCGCGCCGUGGGAUACCCGGUGGACUUGUACUACCUCAUGGACCUGAGCUACUCCAUGAAGGACGACCUGGAGCGCGUGCGCCAGCUGGGGCACGCCCUGCUGGUCCAGCUGCAGGAGGUCACCCACUCGGUGCGCAUUGGUUUUGGCUCUUUUGUGGACAAAACAGUGCUGCCCUUUGUGAGCACAGUGUCUUCUAGGCUGCGCCACCCCUGCCCCAGCCGGCUGGAGCCCUGCCAGUCACCUUUCAGCUUUCACCAUGUGCUGUCCCUCACGGGUGAUGCUCAGGCCUUUGAGCGGGAGGUGGGGCGCCAGAACGUGUCUGGCAACCUGGACUCACCUGAAGGUGGCUUUGACGCCAUUCUGCAGGCUGCCCUCUGCCAGGAGCAGAUUGGCUGGAGAAACGUGUCCCGGCUGCUGGUGUUCACUUCAGAUGACACAUUUCACACAGCUGGGGAUGGAAAGUUGGGUGGCAUUUUCAUGCCCAGUGAUGGGCACUGCCACUUGGACAGCAAUGGCCUCUACAGUCGCAGUUCAGAGUUCGACUACCCCUCUGUGGGUCAGAUAGCCCAGGCCCUCUCUGCAGCAAACAUCCAGCCCAUCUUUGCUGUCACCAGUGCCACACUGCCCAUCUACCAGGAGCUGAGCCAGAUGAUUCCCAAGUCUGCAGUGGGUGAGCUGAGUGAGGACUCCAGCAAUGUGGUGCAGCUCAUCAUGGACGCUUACCAUAGCCUGUCAUCCACUGUGACCCUUGAACACUCUUCACUCCCUCCUGGGGUCCACAUCUCUUAUGAAUCCCAGUGUGGGGGUUCUGAGGAGGGUGGAGCUGGAGAUCGGGGACAGUGUAACCACGUUCGAGUCAACCAGACGGUGAGUUUUUGGGUUACUCUCCAAGCUACCCAUUGCCUCCCAGAGCCUCAUCUCCUGAGGCUUCGAGCUCUUGGCUUCUCGGAGGAGCUGACUGUAGAGCUGCAUACACUGUGUGACUGUAACUGCAGUGACACCCAGCUCCAGGCUCAGCACUGCAGUGAUGGCCAGGGGCAACUUCAGUGCGGGAUAUGUAGUUGUCUCCCUGGGCGCCUGGGUCGGCUCUGUGAGUGCUCUGAGGCUGAGCUGUCCUCCCCAGACCUGGAGUCCGGGUGCCGGGCACCCAAUGGGACAGGGCCCCUGUGCAGUGGGAAGGGACAGUGUCAAUGUGGACGUUGCAGCUGCAGUGGUCAGAGCUCUGGGCGUCUGUGUGAAUGUGAUGACGCCAGCUGCGAGCGACAUGAGGGCAUCCUCUGCGGAGGCUUUGGCCGCUGUCAAUGUGGAGUGUGUCACUGUCGAGCCAACCGCACAGGCAGAGCGUGUGAGUGCAGUGGGGACGUGGACAACUGUGCUAGUUCUGAGGGUGGCCUCUGCAGUGGACAUGGACAUUGCAAGUGCAACCGCUGCCAGUGUUUGGACGGCUACUAUGGUGCCCUGUGUGACCAGUGCCCAGGCUGCAAGACACCAUGUGAAAAACACAGGGACUGUGCAGAAUGUGGAGCCUUGGGGACUGGUCCUCUGGCCACCAACUGCAGCAUGGCUUGCGCCCAUGCCAACGUGACUCUGGUGUUAGCACCUAUCUUGGAUGAUGGCUGGUGCAAAGAGAAGACACAGGACAACCAGCUGUUCUUCUUCCUGGUGGAGGAUGAAGCUGGAGGUCGAGUUGUGCUGAGAGUGAGACCCCAAGAGAAGAGAACAGACCACACCCAGGCCAUUGUGCUGGGCUGCGUAGGGGGCAUUGUGGCAGUAGGACUGGGGCUGGUCCUAGCUUACCGGCUCUCAGUGGAAAUCUACGACCGCCGAGAAUACCAUCGCUUUGAGAAGGAGCAGCAGCAACUCAAGUGGAAGCAGGACAGCAAUCCUCUCUACAAAAGUGCUAUUACGACCACCAUCAAUCCCCACUUUCAAGGGGCAGAGAGUCCCAUUUCCUGAGGGGAAAUACACCCAGGACCAUAUGCUCUGGGAGGACAGUGGACUGGAGGGCAGGGCCUGGCAGGCAGCAGUCUGGUUGGGGAAUAAUCUGCUGCUGAGGAGUGGUUGCCACCCUACUUGGUUUUCAGUGACAUUCAAAGGGCAAUUCCUACUGCUGCAACUGUUCACCUCACAAAGAGCAUGCCUUGUUCUC
This is a messenger RNA of Fukomys damarensis (Damara mole-rat), 2264 nucleotides long. RefSeq names its product integrin subunit beta 7 (gene Itgb7). Gene Ontology annotation, biological process: cell migration; cell adhesion mediated by integrin; cell-matrix adhesion. The coding region runs from base 152 to 2071 and encodes 639 amino acids. The transcript has 12 exons. Gene Ontology annotation, cellular component: cell surface; integrin complex; focal adhesion. NCBI's taxonomy places the organism in Eukaryota, Metazoa, Chordata, Mammalia, Rodentia, Bathyergidae. The record is from RefSeq and is a predicted model, not a curated record. Gene Ontology annotation, molecular function: integrin binding.